Molecule: messenger RNA, 2187 nt
Organism: Babesia bovis T2Bo
Lineage: Eukaryota; Apicomplexa; Aconoidasida; Piroplasmida; Babesiidae
Product: ThiF family protein
Exons: 5
Coding region: 235-2175 (646 amino acids)
Biological process (GO): autophagosome assembly; cellular response to nitrogen starvation; autophagy of mitochondrion
Cellular component (GO): cytoplasm; phagophore assembly site
Molecular function (GO): Atg12 activating enzyme activity; Atg8 activating enzyme activity
Source: RefSeq, a predicted model, not a curated record
GUGUAUAAUUUAGACACAUCCUUUUUUGUUGUUUUACGGGAUCGUUUGGUGUCUGAAUACCGGAAUGUGCGCGCGGAGUUCCGCGUACACGCACUUGCUGGCGUCGACGGUUCCUUAACUCUUGAUGGUUUAUCAUUUGAAAAUGAAUGUUGCCGUUUUAAAGAUUGCUUAGAAUCAUCCAGAUCCAUAUCUAGUCGUUAUGUGGCAGAGAGAUCGCGUUUACUUCGACGCUGUAUGCCAACAAGUUACGGUUUGGAUACUUGCCGCUGCAGUUUCGUUAAUGGUACUGUGGUAGUUUUCCCCAGUUUAGAUGCCUUUCGGUGUAGCAGUUUCGACACUGAGUUUAAUUCUCGUGCUGUUUCUUUAGACGGUGAUGUUUUAUCUGCUUUUGGCACUGUUGUGGAUAGUUCCAUUUGGCUUCCUGAUGGCCGAUUCAAUCGCUUUGGGGCGCUGAGGCACUUUUAUAUUUACUUGUAUAUAGAUUGUAAAGCGUGCUUGUGUUACUAUUCUAUUGCUUGUCCUACUUUGGAGCCUAAAUUAUCUGAUUCUAUUGUUGACCGUUAUGUUUUUGACGGCUGCCAUAAUGGUGGUUUAACCUCUGUCACUUCUAACAAACAGUUUAACAUAACCCCUGACGACAUUGAACUACUUAAAAGCGUAUGUCCAUCUCCUGCACCUUAUUUGUUCUUUGCAUUUUGGCGUCCUGACCCAGGCAUUGUGACUACUAACCUUGGUUUGAUUUCAGUUUCAGAAAGUGAUCAUGUAUACAUCGAUGGUGUAGAAUGUAGCCUUAGUGACGUAACAUUUUGCGGGUUCGGCAAUAUAUUGGACACGUGGGCAUUGCCUCGUCACUGGAGUACGGCUAUGUUGGCUUUGUGCCACACUUUGUCUUUGUACCGCAAGUCGAUACGGUUCAUGUUAUUGGAUCUUGAUUCUAUGUCAAAUGGGACCACUAAAGAGUGCUUUCCAUCUGCAUUAAUUUAUGAGGUACUGUUUGGAGAUGCUCCCACUAUCGCAGGUGAUAUUGUUAUGAAUUACGGCUACCAUGUGAAUCCCGAGAUGUCAAUAAAUCCAUCAAAAGAUCACGAGCACAUAUAUGACUUUAGUGGUGCGAUAGAUGACAACAGUGCUGAGAGGGUUGACGCUAUGCUUCGAUUACAGAUGAUGACAUGGCGCGUGGUCCCAGAAUUACGCCCACGUGCAAUUUUGGAUUUAUGUGUCUGUAUCAUAGGCGUAGGUUCUUUAGGUUGCCAUUUGGUUCGUCAGCUUCUUGCUUGGGGUGUUGCAAAGUUUAUUUUGAUUGACCAUGGUCGUGUUUCCAAUUCAACCAGGCAGUGCUUAUACUCCAGUGCGUGUGCUACCCAGAAGUUAUGGAAGACUGAUGCGGCAGCAUCUGAGAUUAUUCGUAUACGUCCCGAUGCCACAGUAAUUCCUGUGAACCUUAAGGUACCUAUGCCAGGCCACUCUGACAGUGAAGCUGAUGUAGAACGUAAUUAUUGUGAACUUCGUACACGGAUGUUAUCGUCUGAUGUGGUUUUCCUCGCCACGGAUUCAAGAGAAUCCCGAUGGCUACCAUCUCUGAUUGGUGCUGCUUGUUGGGACUCUUCAAGCGAUGUUAAAAAUGUCAAUACAGACCCUGCAUCAAGACGCCCACUUAUCAUAUCGGCUGGGGUGUCUUUUGACAGCUACAUGGUUGUUAGACAUGGCUAUGGGAGUUUCAAUGGUGGCUGUUACUUUUGCAGUGACGUACAACCACCCAACGACACGAUCUCAGGAAGGCCAAUGGACGAAACCUGUACAUUGGUGAAGCCGGGGGCGGUGUCAAUGUGCGCAUCAGCUUCUACCGAGUUGCUUGUGUCAUUACUUCAACAUAGAGAUGGUUUCCAGGCACAGCAUGAUGCCCAAAGUUGUUUGGGAGGCCUUCCACAUGGCAUACAUAUGACAUUGUCAGAUAUGUCAGUAAAGCAAUUUUACGUUGAGAGAUCUGAUCAGUGUAUAUGUUGUUCGCCUAACGUUAUACAGAAGGUCAGAGAAGACCCCGUUGCUUUUUUGUGCCAUGUGAUACGAAAUCCUAGUGUUUUAAGUGACAUAUCAGGACUUGGAAGUACCCUAAAAAUGGUAUCUUCCUACGAAGCUGGUGUUACUACGGUGGAAUCCGAUUACAUUGUGCUUUAGUAGCAGUACACA